AUGUCGUACACUUCUUCGAAGACAUGGAUCGAAGACAUGAUCAAGGAAUUCGACAGAUUCGUGAGAAUCUCAAACAACUCUCUGUUUAUCGCGCCCAAGUCGCCAAAUGUCCCUCAAGGCUACUGUGAAUGGCUCGAACUUCGCGUGUUCAUCAAUCAAAAAGCCCAGGACGCAGAAUCACGACGCCGCACGCUUAGAGCCUCACAGUCAGCCAGCCAGGCGAAAACCUCUAUACAACCAUUCGCUGGCAGGACUUUCAGAGACAGUCGAUCUUCCGUGCUGGCAAUGGAGACGAUAUGGCUGCCUUCCACGACCUUCCAUCUUGGACGCCCUGUUGCUCCCUGGCCGUGCAGCGACGAGCUUACGAGUGAGGGUACCUUGAGAAGUAUUUCUGGGUAUUCCCGCUUCCCACCUCUGCCUAGGGUGCCAGGCAACGAGACCGUCAAUUGGAGAAAAAGAGCCCCAAUAACGCCGUACCCCUUCGAUACUUUUGGAAAGCCGAGUCUAGAACACAUCGCGGGCGCGCCAGAUAUCGACGAUGAGAUGGCUUUCUUCGUUGGACAGGCCUUGCUCGAGGAGAUCAAUAUUGACGAACUCUAA
Aspergillus thermomutatus is the source of this 600-nucleotide messenger RNA. RefSeq lists its product as uncharacterized. Lineage: Eukaryota; Fungi; Ascomycota; Eurotiomycetes; Eurotiales; Aspergillaceae. The record is from RefSeq and is a predicted model, not a curated record. Bases 1 to 600 code for a protein of 199 amino acids. The transcript has a single exon.